Messenger RNA from Blastomyces gilchristii SLH14081, 1620 nucleotides. RefSeq lists its product as uncharacterized. The transcript has 7 exons. The record is from RefSeq and is a predicted model, not a curated record. NCBI's taxonomy places the organism in Eukaryota, Fungi, Ascomycota, Eurotiomycetes, Onygenales, Ajellomycetaceae. The coding region runs from base 1 to 1302 and encodes 433 amino acids.
AUGACAGCCCAAAAACGCAGGCGUUCAUCAAUCGAAAACCUAGAACGAGCCAUGAAAAAUAUAAAAUUAUCUCCACUGACAACAGGGGACCAUGAGAUCCCAGCGGCCUACAACUCUAGAGUUGAUGAUUCCUCUGUUGAGAUGCAAAAGGUGCAACGUCUUCCUAACCCAGGCGUCAGCCUUGAAACAGAAGCAGAAAUGACAACAACCAAUUGCAACCUUUCGGCCGCGGAGGAGUUGGAAAAUAAUAAAGAAACUUGCAAAGCUGGAGUUGUUGUUAACCGAGGUGAAAACUACUCCAUCGAGAUCAAGGACGUGAAAGUUCCUGAGCCAGGAGCGGACGAAGUCUUAGUCAAGAUCAAAUUGUUCCGUGUCUGCUCCGGCGAUAUCCAUUGCCUGAAGGGGAGGGCUGCCUUGGUCCACAACGCUGACAAUGGCGUGGAGUCGGCAGGACACGAAGGUGUCGGUGUGGUGGUAAAGAUUGGGUCUCACUUGAAGGGUAUCAAACUUGGAGCCCGGGUGGGAAUCGGCCUCCUCUGGCGAUAUAACUACUGGGGUACAAAUGAUCGGAGUAAACGACGCGAAUCUAUUCUUCUAACUGGAAUAGAUGUGCCAGGCACAUUUCAGCAGUACAUAACUCUCCCCGGGAGCUCCAUAAUCUGGAUUCCAGAUGGGGUGUCCGACGAAACUGCCGCAUGCUUAAUGUGCUGCGGCGGUCCGAUAUACGAAGCCUUGCACAGGUCGGGCUACUCCAAAGGAGAUUGGGCUUUAAUCGCUACCGGCACUAUCGCCCAAAAGAUCCUGGCCGCCCAAAUCGCGAAUGCCAAGGGAUUAAGACCUACUGUAUUCGCUGACCAUAGCCAGAAAGACUUGUGUCUCAAAAUGGGGGUCAAGUACUUCGUGGCUAAGGGAUCAGACCAGAACAACAAAAUCUUGGAGCUAAUUGGCGUUGACGACCAGUAUAAGUCGUAUUCCUUGCACGCACAUGGCUCAAAGAUGGACAAUCAUCUACGCGGUAAGCGUGGCGGCCCCGUGACUGUCCCAGCUCAUCUUUUCGAUAACCCAUAUGGAGGCUCGGGGGUUUACCUCGCGACGCAACGUGAUGACGACGAACCCCCUCCGUACAUGUACAAUAUGAUUUUGGCGACCAUAUACUAUACAAACAAAGUCCUCAGGUUAGUAGCAAAGAAACUUGUGACCGCCGCGUACAAAAAGCGGCCUUUCGACGAACUACCAAAAGCCAUUCGCGAUGUGGAAUCUCAGCAGGUGCAGGAGUGUGUACUCUUGGAUUUUGAUAUGUGAUUCCAUUCACCCGCUUAACUAGAUUCACGCGAGUCACUUUCAGGCGCUCCUACUUCCCCAGAGUUGAUUUUUGGUUACCACGAAAGCCGCCAGGGGGUCCGUAUUUCAGUGGCAGUUGAGAUCAUUUUGAAGUCAGCUCUAUUAUCUUGACGAUAUAUGCCCUCGGGGAUUUCCAGGUUUCAACAGAUUCAAACAUUUUGUCAAAUUGCCUUUCUUUGAUGUAAGAUUCAAGAAUAAGUUGCACAAUAUAAUCUGCUUAAUAUCAACUUUGCAAAUCCAUAGGUUAGCUGCAAGCUAUGUUAAUCAAGUGGAAUUCCG